Nerophis lumbriciformis (worm pipefish) is the source of this 462-nucleotide messenger RNA. The record is from RefSeq and is a predicted model, not a curated record. NCBI's taxonomy places the organism in Eukaryota, Metazoa, Chordata, Actinopteri, Syngnathiformes, Syngnathidae.
AUGUCGGCCGAAGCUCCAGAAUACUCCCCGUUCUUCGCUGUGAUGGGAGCCUCUGCAGCAAUGGUUUUUAGCGCUUUGGGGGCGGCCUACGGCACGGCCAAGAGUGGCACGGGCAUCGCCGCCAUGUCUGUGAUGAGGCCAGAGCUCAUCAUGAAGUCCAUCAUCCCCGUGGUCAUGGCGGGUAUCAUCGCUAUCUAUGGCCUCGUUGUAGCAGUGCUGAUUGCCAACAAUAUUACAGAGAGGGUCAGCCUCUACAAGAGCUUCCUCCACCUGGGAGCCGGUCUGAGCGUGGGCCUGAGCGGGCUGGCAGCCGGCUUCGCCAUCGGCAUAGUGGGCGACGCGGGCGUGAGGGGUACGGCUCAGCAGCCACGGCUUUUCGUGGGAAUGAUCCUCAUCUUGAUUUUCGCUGAGGUCCUGGGUCUCUACGGGCUCAUCGUCGCCCUCAUUCUGUCCACGAAAUAA